This is a messenger RNA of Quercus lobata, 4510 nucleotides long. RefSeq names its product cation/H+ exchanger 24 (gene CHX24). The transcript has 3 exons. Gene Ontology annotation, biological process: regulation of pH; proton transmembrane transport. Lineage: Eukaryota; Viridiplantae; Streptophyta; Magnoliopsida; Fagales; Fagaceae. The record is from RefSeq and is a predicted model, not a curated record. Gene Ontology annotation, molecular function: antiporter activity. Gene Ontology annotation, cellular component: endomembrane system; membrane. The coding region runs from base 1469 to 3955 and encodes 828 amino acids.
AAAAACUUGUGAAAACUUUUUUUUUUUUAUAAACAAAUAUAAACACAAAAGGGAGAGAGAAAUGAGUUCUAUCAUAAAAAUACACUACAAACUCUACUUAAAAGCCAUGGUAAAAGCUAAAAUAAUUGAAACUCAACUUUAAUAAAAAUUUCACUAGUCCAAUAUAUUGGAAAUAAAGUUCACAACAACUGGGCAGAUGUAUUAAAAAGAAAAUAAAUAAAGAUAUUAAGGACAAGAGUGGUCCAAACAAUACAUAAUAAAGACUAUAGAGGAUGGGCUCAAUGACUCAGGGUCCUGCAUUCUUUCAUUCAUUUAAUUUUGUACCCUGACAAAUGGUGAUGGCUAUAAAAACCUUAUAUAUAAUAACACACCUGAACACAAAUAAAUUCUCUCCGCUACCACCAACGUAAAAGCCGCCUUCUUUUGAGGAAAAUCAUUAUCCUCUUAUGGCAGAGUAUGGGGGCCCAAUGCUUUGGGCCCCCAUCAUAUCUUUUGGUUUUAUGGAAUGGGCCACGGCCCAUUUUCAGUGGUCCCGCUCUGUUUAAUCCUUUUUUUCUCUACUAUAGUUCAAUGGUCAAUGCCCCUGUACUUCUAGUUAGUAACUUAGUAUUCUCCUUAACUAGGUAAAAAAAAACUUUUUUUUUAAAUUUUUUUGAGAGAGUUUCAAACAAUGAUGUUUACUCCUAAUGAUAACUAAGCGGAGAUUAAACCGCAAAUCUCAUAUUCAAUCAUAAGAGACUUUACCAAUUGAACUAACGGGAAUCUAUAAAAAAAAAUUGACUUACUUAAUUAAGCAAAUCAACAUAUAAUUCUUUUAUUAAUAGCAAUAAUAGAAACUUCCAUUUUUAGAAGAUUAGAUCACCACAAUUUGUUGACAAGAAUAUAUAAUAUUUACCAAAAAAAAAAUGAUCAAAAUUAGGAUUUGGUCAAGGAUUUUUUUUUUUUUUUAAUUGGUAAAAAAUUUGUUAAGACUUAUAUAGCAAAAUUUAUUGAAUCCAUUACACCACCCUAAUAAAUUUAACCAUCUUUUCUUCUUUUCUUUUUUUUUUUCUUUUUUUUUGGUUGAGAAAAAACAAUCUUUUCAAUUUAUUGUAUCCAAGAGCAUUGAUUUUAUGGAAUCAUAGAAAUGUUCAACCGUUAAAAUAAGGUUCAACUCUUCCAGAAACUAUAAGGUCCUCAUAUUGAAUAAGUGACGUGGUCCACCAUUCCAUUAAAUGACUUCCACAUAUUUAAAAUUAUUAAGUUAAAAAAAUUUAAUAAAAAAAACUGAUUACUAACUCAGCAAUUUUAAACAAGUGGAAGUCUUUUAAUGAAAUAAUGGAUAAAUGACGUGGUCCACCAAGGACCUUAUAAUUUCUCCAUGUCUUCACCCUCUUUUAAAGCAUGUCCACAUCCCUGGCAGCUCUUCUCUCUGUCUCUCUGUCUCUCUCUCUCUCUCUCUCAAUUUUGUUGAUUUUGCAUUAUUCUGAUGGUUAGGGUUUAUCCAAUCUAUCGUUCUUUGGCUCCUAGUAACCAUUCUGACGGCUUUCGUAGCACCAUGAAAGUUCAGGUGGCUGAGUUGCAUGCACCUACUAAUGUCAUCCAAUCUCCCGAAAUGAUUCUCACUUGCCAUAGCAUUCAAAGCACUCACCCCUAUGGCAUUUUUUAUGGAGAGAAUCCCUUGAAUUCCUCCUUCACACUAUUGUUGCUUGAGAUAACCCUUGUUAUCGUUAUCAUUCAGAUCCUUCGCUUUCUUUUGAAGCCUCUCAAACAGCCUAGGAUUGUCGCAGAGAUCAUUGGCGGUAUAAUCAUCGGUCCCUCCGUUCUAGGCCACAACAAAAAGUUCUUCUCAUGUAUGUUCCCAGAUAAUACCCAAUACGUGUUGAGAAAUAUUGGACUAAUGGGUUUUAUGUAUUUCGGUUUUGUGAUCGGUGUGAAAAUGGAUCUAUCCCUAGUAAAAAAAGCAGGAAAAAAGGAAAUGUAUAUUGCAUUUGCCGGAAUGGUGUUUCCCUUAAUAAUAGUUGUACUUGCUGCAAUGAUUAUGCGCCAGUCCAUGGAUAAAGAUCUUGCAAAAUUUGCUUCGAUUGGAGCAAUUUCUUCUUCCAUGGCUAUAACAUCAUUUCCGUGCAUAUAUACUAUUCUUGAAGAGCUAAAUCUCCUAAGCUCCGAGGUUGGACGAAUGUCACUAUCCACGUCGAUGAUUUGCGAUGCAAUAGGGCUUAAUGCUUUUUAUGCGUUUGAGGCAGCAAAACAAGGGGAAACAAAGCCCAUGGCUGCGUUAUGGUAUUUGAUAUCUUUGGCGGUUUUAGUGGCUUUCUGUGUCAUUUUCGUUGGGCGAGGAAUGCAGUGGAUCGUUGACCAUACUCCUGAAGGGGAUCCAGUUGAUCAAGGCUAUGUGGUUGCAAUUUUGUUAUUGGUUUUAGUUAUGGGGUUUCUCACAGAUUUUUUUGGGGUCGCCAUUGCUACAGGGCCAAUGAUGUUGGGACUGGUUAUACCGGAUGGCCCUCCACUGGGAUCGACCCUUGUGGCAAGGUGUGAAACUCUUAUUUUUGAGUUGCUCAUGCCAAUUGCAUUUAUUUUUAUUGGGAUUACCACAGAUGUAUAUUCCAUGGCUGCUGUUGGCUGGGUGCACUUAUCGCCAUUGUUUGCUCUGGCUCUGAUUGGCUACUUUUCCAAGCUGCUUGUGACCGCCAUGGCUGCUGUCUUCGUUAACGUCCCAUUAAGAGAGAGUUUCACUCUGAGCUUCAUUUUGAGCUUAAGAGGCCAAGUCGAGAUUUUAUUAUAUCUCCAUUGGAUGGAUAAAGUGAUUAUAGGUCAGCCAGGUUUCUCUUUGCUAAUACUAUUAACAGCAGCGGUGACUGGAACAUGUACAGCUUUGAUCAGCAUCCUCUAUGAUCCAACAAAGCCAUACAUGGUGAAUAAAAGGAGAACCAUUCAACAUACCUCUCCAGAAAAUGAAGUUCGUAUAGUUCUAUGCAUGCAUGACCUGGAAAGCGUGAAUGGCCUCAUCAAACUUGUUGAGGUCUCCAAUCCUACUGUCACUAGCCCAUUCUCAAUCUUUGCUCUCCAUCUCAUUGAGCUUGUUGGUCGUGCUGCCCCCUUGUUUAUAGAUCACGAAGAACAGAAAUUGCCUUCCAAAUAUGGAUCCUCUGAGGCUAUCCUCGGUGCCCUAAAGCUUUAUCAGGAAAGCCAAAAUGCUUACCUCAAUCUCCGUACAUUCACAGCUGUGUCACCGAAAAAAACCAUGUUCCAAGAUAUUUGCAAGCUUGCUCUUGAAUGCAAAGCUACUCUCGUCAUCUUACCAUUCCACAAGGAACACUGGGAUAUUGGAGGAGCAGAAAUUGUACUAGCUGGAGUCAGGUCUGUGAACUCCAAUGUCUUAGCUCAUGCACCUUGUUCUGUUGGAAUUCUUUUUGACAAAGGUAAUUUUCAAAGGGCUAUUCCAGCCAUAUCCACGGAGAAUUCUGUCCACCACCAUUUUGUUUUGCUAUUUUUAGGAGGAGCAGAUGCUCGAGAAGCUCUUGUUUUUGCAGAUAGAAUGGCUGGGAACCGGAGCAUCUCUCUUACUGUGAUACGCUUUCUUUCCUAUAACUUUAAUGGAGAUAAUGAGAUGGAGAAAAAGCUUGAUGAUGGGUUAGUUACAUGGUUUUGGGUUAAAAAUGAGAAAAAUGAUAGGGUGGUUUAUAGAGAGGUGGUGGUGAGGGAUGGAGAUGAUACUAUUGCAGCUAUUCAGGCCAUGAAUUCUGAAUCGUAUGACCUUUGGAUUGUGGGAAGGAAACAUGGGAUAAAUCCAGUACUCCUUGAGGGAUUAACAAAGUGGAGUGCAAAUCAGGAACUAGGUGUGAUUGGUGACUAUCUCACUUCUGGAGAUCUUGGUAGCUCUGCCUCUGUGCUAGUGAUGCAACAGCAAGUUAUGAGAAGCAAUGUGGGGACUACGCCUUGUUCACUAGGAAUAUUUCCAUGUAAUUCAUGCUAGCUAUGCAUGUACUGUUUCCUUCAUAUACGUAUAAUUUUCGUAUUUUUGAUAUUGUAUAGCCAGAAGGCUUCCCAAACCUCAGGGUUAAAAGCUUGGGGACUAGAAGCCAGCUGAUCAGGUAAUUUAGAAAUUAAAUCAUAUUUCGCAAGUAGUAAAAGCAACAAAAUACCUCUUAAGUAUACCUAGGAUUGCUAUCUUUUAAGUGGAGGGUUUGACAAAUUCAUGGAAUUGAGAUGGAACAAAGAAAAAGUGAAUGAGAUAUAUACGUGACACCUUCUCCGUUGAUUGACAUGAAAAGAGUUUGCUCUAUCCUUCAUAUUGUAUAGAAAUAUUAUAGUUACUACAAAUUUGUGGACACAUGUCCUAUGAUUUCAUGCAUAUGUAUAAGCAAUGAUACACAUGGGAUGAUAUCAAUAGUUUUGAUUAUUUGAUAAAUUUGGACAAAUUGAAAAUCAUUUUUGGUUUUGAAAAUGUACUCGAAAAAUGGUGAACUGAUAGAAAGUUGAUGUACUCUAAAUUUCGAUGUAACUCAAUGCAACCGUACACUUGAUUUUA